This is a messenger RNA of Blumeria graminis f. sp. triticale, 1848 nucleotides long. Lineage: Eukaryota; Fungi; Ascomycota; Leotiomycetes; Helotiales; Erysiphaceae. The record is from the annotation of a GenBank genome assembly.
AUGGAAAAAUUUUUGCGUGAUUGGCGACAAGAUGCUCUCAACAAACAUCAGUAUGACUCUGCCAUCUUCGUUGGGGAUAAGCUGUUAGCCUUGACCCAAAGUGAUAAAGAUGCGUUCUGGCUAGCGCAAGUGCAUUUCUCUGCAGGCAACUAUACACGGGCCCAGAGCUUUCUCAUCAAACAUGAUCUCGUUGCACGAAAUACCUCCUGCCGUUAUCUUGCUGCUCAUUGUUGCAUUAAGCAGAACAAGUUUGAUGAAGCUCUUGGUAUUUUGGGCGAUAAGAGUCCUGCCCAUCUUUUAUGUACUGCUGGGAAUAACCGGCGAAAGUUUCAACAUACCAGCGGCUAUGGAAAGCCCGUAGCAAAAUUAGAUGGAAAAUCAGACUUAUUCAAAAGAGACGACUCUGAUCAAGAUGAAGCAGGGGUUACUCGCUUUGAAGCUGCUAUGUGCUACUUGAGAGGGAUAUGCUAUGCGAAACAGAAUGCUUUUGAUCGCGCAAAGGAAUGCUACAAAGAUGCUGUACGAAUAGAUGUCCAGUGCUUUGAGGCCUUCGAGCAGCUAAUGAAAAACUGCUUGAUGUCUCCUAACGAAGAAUGGGAAUUUCUAGCGUCCCUUAACUUUGAUUCGAUAACCAUCCCUAACGAUACUUCCUCCUCUCAAGAAGCUGCUGAUUUCACAAAGAUACUCUACACAACGAGACUUUCCAAAUACAAGAACCCUGCUGCCUUUCAGGCUGCUUCUGAAACUCUAUCAACGCAUUAUAACCUCUCAAAGAAUGCAGACUUACUUCUUUCCCAGGCAGAUCUUUUAUUCACCCAAUGCAGAUUUAAUGACGCUCUAGGAAUCACCAACUCAAUUUUACAAGAUGACAAGUAUAACUUUAGCAUAUACCCUCUUCACUUAGCAUGUCUAUAUGAACUAUUUCUCAAAAACGAACUUUUUCUUAUAUGUCAUGACCUUGCCGACAACCACCCUGAUGAACCUUGCACAUGGCUUGCAGUCGGAGUUUACUACUUGGCUACUAAUAAGGUGGCAGAAGCUCGCAGAUAUUUCAGUAAAGCAAGUAUGAUGGACCCUCAUUUUGGCCCAGCUUGGAUUGGAUUUGCUCAUACCUUUGCUCAUGAAGGGGAGCAUGACCAAGCCAUAUCGGCCUAUUCUACGGCUGCCCGACUUUUUAUGGGGACUCAUUUACCCCAGCUUUUCCUCGGCAUGCAAAAUCAUAUGUUGAAUAAUAUGACCCUUGCCGACGAAUUUUUAAAGACUGCGUACAGCCUAUGCGAAACAGAUCCACUUCUGCUAAACGAAAUGGGAAUUGUUUAUUAUCAUCAAGAUCGACUGGAGGAUGCAGUUCUUGUGUUUUCAAAGGCUUUGGAAAUCGCAGAAGAAAUAAAUAGUGACUCCUUAGCAUGGCUUUCUACUCAGGCAAACCUUGGUCACGUUUACCGAAGGUUACGUCGAUUCGACGAUGCGAUAGCAGAAUUUGACCAGGUUCUACGCGAAGGUGGAAAAGAUGCAGCUAUAUUUUGCGCCAAGGGGUUGGUUCUAAUGGAUCAAAGACGUCCUCUUGAAGCUGUGCAAGUAUUACAUGAGGCUUUAGCCAUUGCCCCUCAGGAUGCUAUCGCAACAGAACUACUAAAUAAGGUGUUGGAGGAAACUUCUAACAUGAAUUCGAUUCCCAACGAGACUUCCAAUAAUGAUGAUAAUCAAGUCGAGAAUAAAAUAACUUUGAAGAAACAAGCUGCAGCUCGUGCCAUGAAAAGGCGAGAGGUUGAAAAGCAGAAGUGGGCAAAGCGAAUAAGUUUUGAUAAUGACAAAAAUAACACGAUGGAUUUAGGUGGAGAUAAUUGA